Molecule: messenger RNA, 987 nt
Organism: Arabidopsis arenosa
Lineage: Eukaryota; Viridiplantae; Streptophyta; Magnoliopsida; Brassicales; Brassicaceae
Source: the annotation of a GenBank genome assembly
GCAAAGGAUCUGGCAAAGACCGAAGAGAAAGGAAGGAGAUACGCUGAAGAAGAACAGAAGCCGAAACCCUCACCGGCGAUGGCUCUUAUCAACGCACGGCGAACAGUAGCGACACUUCUAAGCAAAACGCUCUCUUCCUCUUCUUCAUCUUCUUCUUCAUUUUCUACGCUCUCUUCUCGCUCUCGAUUCGCCGUGCCUCUAAUUGAAAAGGUUUCCUCUGCCCGAACCGGACUGGGCCCGUGUUACAUAUCGACCCGACUCAAGACAUCCGGGUCCGGAUACUCGCCGCUGAAUGAUCCUUCGCCGAAUUGGAGCAAUCGUCCACCGAAGGAGACGAUUCUUCUUGAUGGGUGCGAUUAUGAGCACUGGCUCAUCGUCAUGGAGUUCACUGAUCCUAAACCCACUGAAGAAGAGAUGAUCAAUUCUUAUGUCAAAACCUUAACUUCCGUCCUUGGGAGUGAGGAAGAGGCCAAGAAGAAGAUUUACUCGGUUAGUACUUCGACCUACACUGGCUUUGGUGCUUUGAUCUCUGAAGAGCUUUCUUGCCAAGUCAAAGAAUUGCCUGGUGUUCUCUGGGUGCUGCCGGAUUCCUAUCUCGAUGUACCAAACAAAGACUAUGGAGGUGACUUGUACAUUGAAGGAGAGGUCAUACCCAGACCACAGUACAGGUUCACGGAACAGCGUCAGACUAGGAACCGUUCUAGGCCAAGGUAUGAUAGGCGACGUGAGACAAUGCAGGUGGAGAGGAGAGAGCCAUCCAUGGGUCAUCAAGCUCCAGCAUAUCCGGGAGAGUUCAACAAGCCCAGUGCUUAAUAUAAAACAUGAACAAGUCUCGCAUAAUAUGUAAUGGAUGGAGUUUAUUAGGAUUAUGGUAUUACAUGCUUGUCUCAAACACCAUGUAAGAGACUUUCCAAUUUUAUCCACUGGAUCAAUCAUCAUUACUGUCUCUAAACACACCUCUAAACAGAACAAAUUAUAGAAAUCUAA